Molecule: messenger RNA, 1751 nt
Organism: Lepisosteus oculatus (spotted gar)
Lineage: Eukaryota; Metazoa; Chordata; Actinopteri; Semionotiformes; Lepisosteidae
Gene: ccr8.2
Product: cabz01093075.1
Biological process (GO): calcium-mediated signaling; immune response; positive regulation of cytosolic calcium ion concentration
Cellular component (GO): external side of plasma membrane; membrane
Molecular function (GO): C-C chemokine receptor activity; C-C chemokine binding
Source: RefSeq, a predicted model, not a curated record
GCUUUAGUUUUCUGCAGACAGAAAGCCUUUCAUCGUUGGCUUUGUCCUGAGCCUAUACUCUUCACAUAGUGUAUAAGACUUGACACUGGUGAGGAUAUUGGCCGUCCUCCAUACAGAGAUCAACAGAGGACUUCUGUAAAGAUGUCUUCAGCCAUGGAAGCUGAAUAUGAUUACAAUAAUUCAUUGGGAAUAGACUACAAAGAGGAGUUUGCUCCAUGUAAAUAUGAAAAACAUGGAGCUGCCUUCCUUCCAGCAGUUUAUUCUGUGUUGUUUGUAGUUGGGAUAAUAGGAAACGCUCUUGUUCUGUGGGUUGUGCUCUUGCAUGUAAAGUUGAAAAGCAUGACUGAUGUCUGUCUUCUUAACUUGGCCAUCGCUGACUUGCUGUUUGUUUUUUCCCUUCCAUUCCUGGCUCAUAAUGCCCGAGACCAGUGGGUGUUUGGUGAUCCCAUGUGCAGAAUAAUCCUGGGUUCUUACAACAUUGGCUUCUACAGUGGGAUCUUUUUCAUUACACUGAUGAGUGUAGACAGAUACUUAGCAAUAGUCCAUGCAGUGUAUGCACUGAAAGCCAGAACAGCAAUAUAUGGAGGAAUCGCAAGUGUGGUCACCUGGAUAGUUAGCAUUUUAGCUUCAUUUCCUGAGAUCAUGUACAUUACAGUUAACCUUGAGGAAGAGAAAUCCAGAUGUCUGCCUCUGUAUUUUGAAAAUGACAAACAGCCCCUGAGGGUAUUUAGUGCAUUUAAACUUAACGUUCUGGGUCUGCUGCUUCCCUCAGUCAUCAUGGUGUUUUGCUACUCAAUGAUCAUAAGAAGGCUGCUCACAUCCAUGUCAGCCAAGAGGCAUGCCAUCAGACUUGUUCUCUGUGUAGUCAUGGUCUUUUUCUUCUGUUGGACUCCAUAUAACAUUGCAUGUUUUUUUAAGGGCUUACAGCUUCUUGAUAUUAUCAGCUCAUGUCCAUCCAGCAAGAAAAUUAUUUUGAGUCUCCAAAUCACCGAGAUAGUGGCCUACUCGCAUAGUUGUUUGAACCCCUUCAUUUAUGUUUUUGUUGGAGAAAAAUUUAAGAGGCACCUCUCCAGGCUAGUAGCUGGUGGUCCCUGUAAAAACUGUAAAAUACUGAAAAAGUAUAUGACACCAACGACAGGUUCUGUAUAUUCACAGUCAAUAAGCAUGGGUGACAAUUCCGUACUUUCUAUACUAUAAAAUGUAAAUAAUAUGUAAUACAAAAAAAAAAGACAGGACAGCACAGAGGUGCAGUGGUUAGCAUUUCCGUCUGGCAGUACUGGCUCCUGGUUUCUGUUCUGGCUCUUCACCAAAACAUAAACAGGAGUAGUGAAUCAUACCAACGACCGGAGAAAAAAAAGGCAAAACUGCUUUUUGUCUGCAUCCCAGAAAUCAUUUUCUGAUUAAGCUAAAAUACAGAUUUUUCAUGGAGCUUCACAAAGCCUCCUCUUGCUUGUAUCCUUUCUGAUUUUCCUAUAAAGUAGAGAGAGACUCUGGUCUUCAAGGAGGGAUUGUGUGUGAGGCAGCUGUAUGAACAACUGGUGAGUUUUUGCUUUGUUGAUGUUUUAACGUGAGAUUUCAUUAAGAAAACCUGACAUUUAUAUUUAGUGAAUAUGAAUGGAGCUGAAUUCAAUUUAAUUCACAGAAGAGUAUAUGUUAUGUUAAGUAAGUUUUUACUGUGCUUAUUUGAGAUAAAGUUUGCAAAUGUGUUUAAACAAAAGGAUGUUGUUUUCAUUUAUUUACAUUUUCAUGCA